This is a messenger RNA of Rubroshorea leprosula, 1131 nucleotides long. The record is from the annotation of a GenBank genome assembly. NCBI's taxonomy places the organism in Eukaryota, Viridiplantae, Streptophyta, Magnoliopsida, Malvales, Dipterocarpaceae.
AACAGAUUCCUUCCUGCCCGCAGAUCUUCGUCAUUUUUGCUUUUCCGAAAGCGAUUGAACCUUUCGAAAAUGAGCACAGCAGAGCUUCUCAGCAUCGAACCUAUAGAGCUCAAGUUUCCCUUUGAGCUGAAGAAGCAGAUCUCAUCUUCUUUUCAAUUGGCAAAUAAAACUGAUAAUUAUAUAGCUUUCAAGGUGAAAACAACAAAUCCGAAGAAGUAUUGUGUUCGUCCCAACACCGGGGUUGUCUUGCCUCGAUCAACAUGUGAUGUUAUAGUUACCAUGCAAGCACAGAAGGAGGCUCCUCUUGACAUGCAAUGCAAGGAUAAGUUUCUCCUUCAGAGUGUGAAAGCACAUGAUGGCGCUACCGCGAAGGAUAUUACUGCAGAAAUGUUCAAUAAGGAAUCAGGGAAUGUGGUUGAUGAGUGCAAGUUGAGAGUGCUCUAUGUUUCUCCACCUCAGCCACCAUCACCUGUUCCUGAAGAAUCAGAAGAUGGGUCUCCGCCUAGAGACAAUGGGAAUGGCAAUGGUUCUGACUUUGCUACUACUACAAGAGCAUUAGCUGCUCGGCUUGAACCUCUAGACAAAUCUGCUGAGGCGAAAGUUCUUAUAUCAAAGCUGACUGAGGAAAAGAAUAAUGCAGUUCAACAUAACAACAAGCUUCGGCAGGAACUGGAACUCUUGAAGCGCGAGGGCAGCAAAACCCGUGGUGGUGUAUCACUCAUGUUUGUCGUAUUCAUCGGUUUGCUUGGCAUAAUCAUGGGGUAUGUCAUGAAGAAAACGUAACAGGCAGUCCAUCCUCAGUCUUUUCAGCAUUAUAUUUUCCCACUACUUUCUUUGUGCGGUGCAUUCUGUUGGAGGCAAUCAAGAAUUUGAUGAGCUAAGCUGGUGGUUUUAUUAGUUAGUUUUCUGGCAUUAGAAAACUUGUCAAAGGUCAGAGCAUGGAUCUUUAGCUGCUAGUCGUCCACUCGUACUUCUGUUAGCAUGCAUUCUUUUUGUAACUUAAAGAGAGCGAUCUCAAUCUUCUUCCUUUUAUUUUUAUUUUUUAACCCCCCAUCUUCCUUCUGUUGCUCAAUUUGAGAGAUUCUGAUAAUGGUAACACGAAAAACCUGUUAAUAAAUUUACACACCCUAG